AUGGGCGACACUUCUCGAGUUGUCACCGCACAUACAAACAUCAGAGUGAUAAUCAUUCAAUUCAAUCCGGCAUCCCAAUUGCCUAUCAAAUUACAUGGCAGCCAGAACUAUUCAACUUGUAAGGCAAAAUUUUCGAUGCUUAUGGAUGGUCAUGAUCUAUAUGGCCAUCUUGAUGGGUCUGCUCCCUCCCCCUCUCGCAUAAUCACAACUGGUAUAGUCCCUAGUGUGAAUCCUAUAUUUUCUUUUUGGUUUUGCCAGGACCAACUUAUUCAGAACACACUUAUGGCAUCAGUUGAUCCCACAAUUGUCACAACUGGUGCAGCCUCUAACUCGGCAAAAAUUGCAUGGGAUGCAUUAUACACAACCUAUGCGAAUAAGUCCCAAACUAGAAUUUUCAGUUUGCGUGAUCGACUUAUGCAAUUGACCAAAGACUCCCAACUAGUCACCGAAUAUUUGCAAAAUAUUCGAUCUAUUUCUGAUGAACUCUCUAUUGUUGGUGUCCUAGUUACCAACUCUGAACUUAUUGUUAAUAUCCUGAGUGGUUUGGGCCCAGAGUUUCAUGAGAUUUCCGCUUGCAAUCCGGGCUUGUGA
Molecule: messenger RNA, 591 nt
Organism: Solanum tuberosum (potato)
Lineage: Eukaryota; Viridiplantae; Streptophyta; Magnoliopsida; Solanales; Solanaceae
Exons: 1
Coding region: 1-591 (196 amino acids)
Source: RefSeq, a predicted model, not a curated record